UUGUAUGUUUGUGCGGUGGUGUGCGUAGCACGUCGUUAAAUGUCUUCGUUCGAAAAGACGCGCACAACAAAAAAUUCAAUUCAAAACUUUAUCAACUUAUCGAAACCAAAUCUUUCGAUUAGUAAUCAAAAGAUCUGCGAAAUGAUUUUAUAAUUAUGUCUAUUACAAGAGAGGGGACGGCUAUGUAAAAGUUAACGGUGCGUUUGUUACUGCAUCUACAGGUGGUAUCGGUGAGAUGCCGAUAGCCGUUUUACGGUCCGUGGUGUUAAAAAUGAAGUGAAAAAGUGCAUCACAAUGUAAAAUCAAAGUGAGUUUCCCAACUUUUCACCUGUUUUUGUUAGACUGGACGAAACUAUUAAAAUGUUGGUGAAGAGGUGCACAAUGGAAGAGAAGGAACGGAAAACACGACACAUGUUUUUAGGGAUUAAAACUUAUUUAUUUAUUGUAUAUUUAGCUAGUGUUCCUCACGAUGCUUUAGCUGAAAAUUCACUACAAGCUCCAAGAUUCACGACAUCGUCGGCUAGUAGUAGUAUUAUUAGAUUAGGAACGACAAAAAUUAUCCAGUGCCAAGCUUUUGGUAAUCCCUCGCCGCAAUUUAGGUGGCUGAAAGACUGGGUGCCAAUAACUGAAUUUUCAACUGAUGCUUACUACAAAAUCAUCUCCGCUAGUCAUAAGGAUGAAGGCAGCUACAGGUGUAUAGCAGCCAACAAAAUCGGCUCAAUACUCAGCGAGGAAAUGAAGAUUCUCGUAGCGUACAUGAAGGUUUUCGAAGAUCAGACUGAAAAGAGCGAGUCCGUCGUCGAAGGGCAAGCUGCAAUUUUAAAUCUUCCGGAAAUCGAGUCGAAACCUAAGCCUGAAGUGACCUGGCAUACCGAAAGCGGACAAUUACCAUACGCUCAAAAAUACGCCAAAUCGAAAUCCAACCAACUUAUCAUCCUAUCCACGGAUAAAUCUGACCAGAAAGCUUACAGGGCGCGUGCAAUAAACACUCAAGAAGGUAAAGAAGAAAACAGCGCAUUUAUAAGACUGAACGUGCAAGAAUCAACCGAUCAUAAAGAAAUUGCACCUCAAAUUAUUGUUCCUCCCGAAGACGUGAAAAUUGUCAGAGGGACAGCUCAGACGACUUUAGACUGCAUCGCUAAUGCCAGACCGUUGCACGAAUUGGAGACGUUGUGGUUUAAGGAUGAUAUUUUGAUAGAGAAUGGGGGCAUGUAUUCCUUGAACGAUAUUUGGAAUAGGAGUUUGACGUUGAUUUCGGUUAACACGACCCAUAGUGGGCAAUAUGAAUGUCAUGUUAGGCUGAGAUCGGAACGGUUUGAUACCGUCACAGCCAAAGCAAUUGUUACUGUACUUGAAAAACCGAGAUUUGUGAGUGCCACAAGGGCCGAAACGUUAGGGGAGUACGGGACACCUAUUAGCCUACCAUGUGAUGUGGUCGGAAUACCCAAACCCAACGUCACUUGGUAUAAAAACAGCGAAGAGAUUGAUCUGACUGACAAGAGGUAUGUCCUCGAAGAAGACAAUUCAUUACGUAUUAAAAAGCUGUUAAUAAAUGACAGCGGCAUGUUUCAAUGUUUUGCCAAAAGUGAAGCGGGGGAAAGUUCAAUUUCGACCUGGUUGAAGGUGAAAAAACGGAGAAAAGUGAGAAGUUUAUCGGCUAGAUAUGUCAGGUUGAGAAGUCCCGGCGAACGCCAUAGCAAAAAGAAUUUUGUUUUUAUGACACAAUCUGCUGGUCCCGUGAUGGAAUUAGGUCCACAAAAUGUAACAGUUCUUGAUGGUAAAGAUGCAACUUUAGCUUGUCGAGCUGUGGGAGCCCCAACACCUAAUGUUACCUGGAUUUAUAAAGGCGAACUUAUUGAAACUUCAAGUAGAGUCCAAAUUCUCGACACUGGAGACUUACUAAUAGUUGCUGUUAAAGAAUCAGAUGUUGGAAUGUACACUUGUAUAAGAGCCAAUGAAGCUGGCGAAGUCCGAGGUUCUGCACAUUUGGGAGUUUUGGUUCGUACUCAAAUAAUUCAACCUCCGGUUGAUACGCGAGUCCUCCUCGGUCACACAGCGACCCUCCAGUGUAAAAUCUCUUCCGAUCCUGCUGUCCCUUUCGAGUUGCGUUGGUACAAAAAUAAACAAGCUUUAAAUCCGAAAGCGAGUUCAAGGAUAAGUAUUUUAAAGGAUGGCACUUUGGAAAUACAAGCAGUGCGAGCUGCUGAUGUCGGUCUCUACACAUGCUCGAUUAAAUCACCUGGUGGUAACGAAACUAGAUCAGCUAAAUUGAGCGUUAUCGAACUACCAUACGCCCCCACUAAUGUUAAAGCAGAAAGACUGGAUACGGCCUCGCAAAGGGCAGUUAAUGUUAGUUGGAUACCUGGAUUCGAUGGAAAUAGUCCGAUAAAACAGUUUAUUAUACAAAAAAGAGAGUUGCCCGAACUUGUUCCUCCGAUUUCAGGCCCAAUUCCAGAUCCUUUACUCAAUUGGGUAACUGAACUCAGUAAUGUAUCGGCCGAUCAAAGGUGGAUUUUAUUAACAAAUUUAAAAGCAGCAGCUGCAUAUCAAUUCCGAGUUAGUGCCGUUAAUAGUGUUGGAGAAGGAAGUCCGUCCGAACCUAGUAAUCAAGUUAUGUUACCUCAAGAAGCCCCUUCUGGCCCCCCUGUUGGUUUCGUUGGUUCGGCCCGAAGUUCCUCUGAAAUCAUAACACAGUGGCAACCACCACUCGAAGAGCAUCGCAACGGCCAAAUACUCGGCUACAUAAUCAGAUAUAAAUUAUUCGGUUAUACAAACAGUCCUUGGAUCGUCCAAAACAUAACCAACGAAGCACAAAGAAAUUACUUAAUUCAAGAUUUAAUAACUUGGAAAGAUUAUAUCGUCCAAAUCGCAGCCUACAACAAUAAAGGUGUUGGUGUUUUUACUGAAGGUGCUCGGAUUAAGACUAAAGAGGGCGUCCCUGAGGCACCUCCUAUAAUCCAGAAAGUGGUACCUCUUAACUCCACCACAAUUCAAAUCACGUGGAAACCCCCAGAUCCGCAGAAAAUCAACGGAAUUAAUCAAGGAUAUAAAAUCCAAGCGUGGCAAACUGACAAAAACGGCGAUUUAUUCGAAGCUAAGAUGAUGACAGUCCAUCCGAAUUUGCUAGAUCCAAAUCAGGAACAAACGGCCCUCAUGACAGGCUUGGAGAAAUUCACGGAUUACAACGUUACGGUCCUGUGCUUCACCGACCCUGGCGAUGGCGAAAUCAGCGAGUUUGUCUCAGUGAAAACACAAGAAGAUGUCCCAGAUGAAGUCAGCAACUUGCAAUUCGACGAUAUUAGCGACCGUGCCGUUAAGGUCAUUUGGCAGCCCCCUAAACACAUCAAUGGCAUCCUCACAGGGUACCAAAUUCGGUACCAAAUCCGCGACAAGCCAGACACCGUCAAAAUCAAGAACCUCACAGCUGAGACUCUUAGUCUCAAAGUAACAGACUUACAAGCAACCACUCAUUACAAGUUCGAGGUCACAGCCUGGACUGCCAUGGGGGCUGGCCCCCCUAAAGUCGCAAUCAUCCAAUCGGGGGUUGAACCCGUCUUGCCCCAUCCUCCCUCCAAACUCGCUUUAUCCAACAUUGAGGCCUUUUCGGUCGUCCUCCAAUUCACCCCCGGCUUCGAUGGCAACUCCUCCAUCACCAAGUGGACUGUGGAGGCGCAAACUGCGCGCAACGCCUCCUGGUUUGUCGUUUUCGAAAUAAGCGAUCCUGAUGCAACUACGAUUACGGUGACAGGGCUUGUCCCUUUCACUGUCUACAAGUUACGAUUGAUUGCUAAUAAUGUCGUGGGGGCUUCCGAGCCAUCCGAAGCCUCGAAGGAGUUUCAGACGAUUCAAGCACCCCCUGCGCAUCCGCCUAAAAAUGUCACAGUUCGAGCUAUGAGUGCGACUGAAGUGAGGGUUCGAUGGAUUCCGUUGCAGCAAAUCGAAUGGUUCGGAAACCCACGAGGGUACACGAUUAGUUACGUGGAGUUGCGAACAGGGGAAAAACACACAGCGACAAUUGAGGAUCACACGGCAAAUUCACAUGUGAUUACCGGAUUGGAGGAAUUUGCGUUGUACGAAGUCUCAAUGCAAGCGUGUAAUGAUGUGGGGUGUUCUAUGGAUGGGCCGGUCGCGUUAGAAAGGACAAGGGAGUCAGUGCCAUCGUUCGGGCCAUUAAACAUCGAAGCAAACGCUACCUCCAGUACUACAAUCGUAGUGAAAUGGGGUGACGUCCCAAAAGAACACCAAAACGGCUUAAUUGAAGGCUACAAAGUUUAUUACGCUGCCGAAUCAAAAUCACCCGUACAGUACAAACUAAUCGCCAGCAAUUCGACUUUUACAACCACUCUGACCGAAUUGCGAAAAUUCGUCGUUUAUCGCAUCCAAGUCUUGGCGUACACCCGACUUGGUGACGGCGAGCCAAGCAAACCCGCCGUCAGCGUCCGAACAUUCGAAGAUGUCCCGGGUCCUCCCUCGAAUGUGUCAUUCCCCGACGUUUCCGUUACAUCAGCGAGAAUCAUUUGGGACGUCCCGGAAGAGCCCAACGGCGAAAUCCUGGCUUACAAAGUCACAUAUCAUAUCGAUAACGUGAACGUUAAUAAUAAAUACUCGAAGGAAUUUCCGCCGUCUGAUAGAACAUUCAGGUUUACACAGUUGGAGCCUGAAAAGUAUUACAUGUUCUCCGUGACUGCUCAGACGAGAUUAGGCUGGGGCAAAACAGCUCAUGCUUUAGUUUUUACCACCAAUAAUCGAGACACACCACAGUCACCAUCCUUGCCACAAAUCAGUCGCAGCCAGGUACAGAGCAAACAAAUCACUUUCAGCUGGACACCGGGCAGAGAUGGAUUCGCACCACUGAGAUAUUAUACAGUUCAAAAAAUGGAAAAUGGGGGCCCUUGGCAAUCCCUUCCCGAACGUGUAGACCCCCAACUCACAUCAUACACAGUCUCCGACCUCAAACCCUUCACCUCGUACCGCUUCAGGAUUCGCGCAACCAAUGAUAUAGGUCCAAGCCCCUUUAGUCCUGAAUCUAUCGAAGUCCGAACUUACCCAGCAGCCCCCAGUAAAGGCGUCACAAACCUAAAAGUAGUCCCAAUAACAACAACAAGUGUCGAAGUUUACUGGGACCCAGUCGAGGAAAAGUACUGGAACGGGGAUGUUAAAACUGGAGGCUAUAGAGUAGUCUUUCAACCGGUCUCUGACUAUCCAACUGCAUUACAAGCAACACCCAAGGAGGAAAUUUUCGGAAUUAAUGCGAAAAAAAUGGUUUUGAGUGAAUUAUUGCAAGAUAAGAAUUAUGAAAUAAUUGUGGUUCCGUUUAAUUCACAAGGGGAGGGUCCUGCGACACCUCCCGUCACGGUUUAUGUAGGGGAGGCCGUCCCAACUGGUGAGCCAAGGGACUUAGAAGGUGAAGCUGUGUCUUCAACUGAAGUUCGGUUAAAGUGGAAGCCUCCACAACAACAGCAGCAAAAUGGCGAAUUGUUGGGAUACAAGAUAUUUUAUUUGGUGACAAACUCACCGCAAGAUUUCGACGAGGGACACAAAUUCGAGGAAGAAAUUGAAGUGAUCGCCGCCACGAUGACCUCCCACAGCCUCGUCUUCCUCGACAAAUACACCGAAUACCGUAUCCAAAUCCUCGCUUUUAACCCCGCCGGUGACGGACCCCGAUCACGCCCCAUCACCGUCAAAACACUCCAAGGCCUUCCCGGUCCACCUGCCAAUCUCCACUUUUCCGACAUAACAAUGAACAGCUUACUCGUAUCAUGGGAUCCUCCGAAAAAACGCAACGGUGACAUAAUUGGAUACCUUGUCACUUACGAAACGACUGAGGAAAACGAGCGUUUUAGUAAACAAGUCAAGCAAAAAGUAACAUCGACGGAGCUCUUAUUACAAACUUUGGAAGAAGAAAUCACUUACACGUUUACAGUGAGGGCACAAACGAUCGAUUAUGGACCCUCGAUUUCGGAUAAUGUCACCACAGGGCCACAGGACGGCUCCCCAACGACGCCGAAAGAACUCACUUUGAUUAAAACACCGUCAAGUGUGGAGCUCCAUUGGGUCAAUGGUUUGACGGGAAAGGGUCCAAUUUUAGGGUAUUAUAUUGAAUCGAGGAAAAAGGAUGAUUUGCGGUGGCAAACUGUCACGAAAUCAACAAACGGACCCUUGCAAGAAUUUACAGUUUCCUACCAAAGUCUCCUUCCAUCAACCUCUUACUAUUUCAGAGUUUUUCCUUAUAAUAAAUUCGGUAUUAGUUGCCCUGCUUAUAUCAAAGAUCCAGUUCUAACACCAUCAAAACUGUACUUAGAAUACAGUUAUUUACAGUAUGAACCUUUCUACCGACAGACCUGGUUCAUGGUCGCACUAGCAGCGACCUCUAUCAUCAUUAUCAUAAUGAUAAUCGCAAUUUUGUGCGUUAAGAGCAAAAGCUACAAGUAUAAACAAGAAGGUGCUCAAAACAGCAUGGGCGAACUCAUGGCAAUGUCACGUGACGACAUGACCGCCGACUACUACCGAACUCGCAACGGCACAAGUAACCUAAGCUCGACUCUGUCAAAACGUAGCACUUUAUCUCGCAAGCCGGUCCAUCAACAACCCCCUCCAAUGUUGGGAAAAUCCCCCCCGAGACCAUCACCGGCUUCAGUUCCCUACAAUUCCGACGAGGAGAGUCUCAAAGGUUACGAUGAAAAUCCCGACGAUAGCAGCGUAACCGAGAAGCCAUCAGAAAUGAGUUCAUCCGAAUCCCAGGGUUCGGAAAGUGAAAACGACAGUGUUCUCUCUAAUUCACAUUCAUUUGUUAAUCAUUACGCCAAUGUAAACGAGCCGUUAAGACCGUCCUGGAAGCGACAAAAACCCGUUAGAAAUUUUUCGAGUCAUACUGAUUCGGAACCGGAAGGUUCAGCAAGUUUGAAUGGAGGACAGAUUAUCAUAAAUAACAUGGCGAGGUCAAGGGCGCCAUUACCCGGCUUUUCGUCAUUUGUUUAAUGAUAGUUGAAUAAUUAAGAAAAUUUGAUAAUGCCAGUUAUGACUUGAAUUUAUUGUGACCAACUAUCAAAUUUUCGUGAUCUAGGCAAAGACUUAACAUUUUUUGUACAUAUUUUUAAUUCAAAGUCUAUUUAAGUGAUUUAGAGUCAACUAUACUAUUUGUAUAUAAAACCUGUAGGACUUUUUACUGUAGAUAACGUUUCAAAGCAUCUAUUCUACCCACAUUACCAUUCCUAUUUAUAUUUUUAUAUCUUGAUAUCUAUUUAUUAGCAACUUUUCCCUCGACCAUGAAGCUCAAGACGAAUUCAAUUUCUUUUGACAUGACGAUUUAUUUAGCUUUUGAUGUUAUUGUCUGACAGCUUUUUGUGGAUAUUCGCUCCAAAGAGAGUCUCAAUGUAUUUUUGUUUUUACGUUUAAUCUCCCGAGAGCGUUAUCAAUGUACUGAUAGUAUUUACACUGCCUAAGUUUAAUGUAAUUAAGUGUAACAAAAUUUUAAAUAAAUCUGUGAUCCCCUAAUUUAAAAA
Molecule: messenger RNA, 7502 nt
Organism: Tribolium madens (black flour beetle)
Lineage: Eukaryota; Metazoa; Arthropoda; Insecta; Coleoptera; Tenebrionidae
Gene: sdk
Product: protein sidekick
Exons: 23
Coding region: 361-6978 (2205 amino acids)
Biological process (GO): cell-cell adhesion
Molecular function (GO): protein binding
Source: RefSeq, a predicted model, not a curated record